This is a messenger RNA of Solea senegalensis (Senegalese sole), 4725 nucleotides long. RefSeq names its product tripartite motif containing 32 (gene trim32). NCBI's taxonomy places the organism in Eukaryota, Metazoa, Chordata, Actinopteri, Pleuronectiformes, Soleidae. Gene Ontology annotation, molecular function: zinc ion binding; protein binding. The coding region runs from base 102 to 2162 and encodes 686 amino acids. The record is from RefSeq and is a predicted model, not a curated record. The transcript is spliced from 2 exons.
CACUGCAGUCUGUCUCCCACACUAGCAGCUGCAGUAGCAAACACAGAACGCCCAUCACAACCUCUGUACUUUCAAGCAGCUCACUUAGAAGAGAAAGAAUCAUGAUGGCAUCACCAUGUUUUCCACUGGACCCAGAUCUAAUGAGGGAGGUACUUGAAUGUCCAAUCUGCCUCGAGACCUACAAUCAGGAACAAAUGAGACCGAAACUCCUGCAGUGUGGUCACACAGUGUGCCGACAAUGUCUGGAGAAGCUGUUGGCUAAUACAAUCAACGGUGUUCGCUGCCCCUUCUGUAGCAAAGUCUCCCGCAUGAGCAGUAUCUCUCAGCUGGCUGAUAAUCUCACUGUGCUGAAAAUCCUUGAUUGUACUAUAUCCUGCAGUGCUGCUGCUGCUGCCCUCAUGUGCAAGGCCUGCUGCAAUCGUCUGCCACGACAGUACUGCCAUGACUGUGGCACAGUCCUCUGUGAGUUCUGUAAAGGGGAGGGCCACCUCCAAGAAGGCCAUACAGUUCAACCGAUAAGGGUGGCUGCUGAACAGCGUCGUAAAGAACUGGGUGGCAAGAUGUCUGCAUUGCGCAACAUAAUGGGUGAAAUUCAGAAGAAGAAGACAUCUGUUGAAAGCAUCUCCAAGGCUUUGAGAUUAAAAUACCGUGCAGUGCAGCAGGACUACACUACUGCUGAACUAUGUUAUCAAGAGGAGCUCAGUAGGGCUCGAAGGACAUUCACUGCUUCCAUGUCAGAAGUAGAGAAACUCAAUGGGCAGGUCCUGGAGGAGCAAACAUAUCUUCUUAACAUUGCAGAGGUAAAGGUGGUAUCACGCUAUGAUUAUCUCACAAUGAGGGUGAGGCAGAGUGAUAUUGCCUUACUUAAGGACGAUGGUGGAGGCAGCGACGAUGAGGAUCUGGAUCUGAGGAGCAGCUUGCCCACCACGUUUCAGUUGCAAGAGCCAGAACUAGUCCAAGCAGAGCACUCCAAGCCCUUACAAGUGGGCCACUUGGCCACAAAUACUUAUACUGUCAAUACAGACGAUGAGGAGAGUGGGUUAGAGAUUGGACUUGAGGGUGAUGUAGAGGGUGUAGCUGGGGCAGCAGGGGCCACCAGUGGAGCAAUGGAGGCUCCAGUGGAUAUUUACCGAGAUAUUGACAUGACUGCAGUUGUAGAGGAGGCCAUAUAUGGUUCACCAGGCAGCUUCAAGUCAAAGUCCUUGGAUGCAGCUGGGGGAUCACCAAGAGGAACCGGGGCAAGUGCAGGGCCCCCAGUCUGCCAGUAUUUGAAGAAGAUGGGCUGUAAGGGAACUCUACCUGGUAUGUUUAAUUUACCUGUCAGCAUCUGUGUAACAUCACAAGGUGAGGUGCUAGUGGCCGACCGUGGAAACUACCGUGUCCAGAUCUUUAAUCGCAAAGGCUUCCAUCGUGAAAUUCGCCGCAAUGCCAGUAGCAUUGACAACUUUGUCCUGAGCUUCCUUGGGGCUGACUUGCCUAAUCUUAUCCCCCUGUCCAUUGCUGUCACUAAUCAAGGUCUGAUUGGGGUCACUGAUAACUAUGAUAACUCUGUUAAAGUCUACACAAUGGAUGGACACUGUGUGGCUUGUCACAAGAACCAACUGAUUAAACCCUGGGGUAUUACUGCCAUGCCAUCAGGCCAGUUUGUGGUGUCAGAUGUGGAAGGUGGUAAGUUAUGGUGUUUAGCAGUGGACCGCAGUGCGGGCGUGGUGAGCUACAGCAGACUGUGCUCUGCUGUCCGGCCAAAGUUUGUGACAUGCGAUGCAGCUGGAACUGUUUACUUCACCCAGGGGCUGGCACUGAACUUUGAAAAACGUCACAAUGAGCCCCACCUGGAGGGUGGCUUCUCCAUUGGUUCAGUGGGUACUGAUGGCCAGCUGGGCAAGCAGCUCAGCCAUUUCUUCUCAGAGGCAGAGGACUUCCGCUGUAUCACUGGCAUGUGUGUGGAUGCCAAUGGAGAUUUGCUGGUAACAGACAGUGGCAGGAGAGAAAUUCUCCAAUUUCCCAAAGAGGGUGGAUUCAAAAUUCUCAUCCAGGAUGGGCUGACCUGCCCUGUGGGAGUGGCCACCACCCAGAAAGGACAGCUGUUGGUGCUGGAUUGUUGGGACCACUGUAUCAAAGUGUUCUCUUACAUUCAGAGGAGGCAUUCUUCCAUUUCUUAGAUAACUGCACUGGUGAAUAAGAGGUUUAGUAGGUAUGUGUUCGUAGGUGUAUAGGGGAGUCUGAAAAUUGUUGAAAUCACACACACUAUUAUCUGUCACUGAAGUUUGGCUGUGGUCCAAACACAGCCAAACUCCAGCUUUCAUUUGGGGUAUAACUGUAAAUGGAUGUUCUAGUUGGUUCGGUUAAGUUUCAAGGCCUCUGGAUUUUAAUGAGUGAAAAUCAACUACUUACAUAGUUGUUGCCUUUUACGUAGUUGUUUGAAUGGAUCUCAACACCGAAGUAGACUUUGCAGCGAUGUUUAUGUAGAAGAAUAAUGACAAACUUGACACAUUUAAACAAAGAUAAACUGGCCAUCAUUGUCAAAACUAAUGUAGGCACAAAGUAUGGAUCAUUUCUUUUCUCUUGUCUUAUUGGCUGCUGUGUAUCCAGAAUUCACCCCAACUCUCUGAUGCAUGGCUUUCACUGAUGUUCAGCUUUACAACUUACAAAUGAGAAGAAGAGGAGCUAAACAUAAAUGUGUAUUUAUGGAAUAAAGCAUACCAAGGCUUUCGGCCUGUGAAGCACUUUAUUAUUGACACAUCACUGUUUCCUUGGUUUUAGUAGCACAGAGUAACGAUGUUGCUGAAUGCAGCUGGCAGUGUUCAGUUAAUUGCAUUCUUUAACAUUCAGGGAAUAUUGAGUAACCUACUGGAAAUAGUGCUGAACGAUAAAAAUAACAUGUCCUGUGUAGGAAAGCUGAGUAAUUCUGGGCAAUAUUAAUGUGUAAUUUACAGGGGUUUUAGUGGGUAUACACAUUUACAUCAUGUUUUAAAUUGGUCUACUUUUAUCUCUAAGUGCAGGAAAUCUAAUUUAAGGCUACCGAUAAUUAAUUUGUAAACUGCAUUGUUAUGAUUAUAAUUUGUUUCGUUCUGGUGCUUAUUAACAGUUUUUGUAGUCACCCUGUGUACAUCAGCCACAACCUCAGUAGCUGGAUACAAAACGGAAGCAGUGCAUCAGCUUGGCAUUUUCAGAGCAGAGGUUGCUAAUAUCUACUGUCUCAUCUACAAAGCCUGUUGUGACCAUCCGCAACCUGAUCCUGUUUCACCUGCACAUCUUUCCUCUGUUGCAGGCCUACGGUAUACAUCCCCUUCGUCUUGCUCUGUUAAACUUGCAGUAUUUAUAAUAGUGCUGAGCAGUUUUACGCAUUCUUAUGGACACUUUAGUCUCUUGUCCUGUUCACCACCUGGUACUACUUAAAUCUAUCCUCAGUAAACCUGGUACCAUUUAGGUCAAUGUCUAGAUGUUUUGCUCCAACUGUCACUAAUAACAGAGUAAAGUUCUGUGGUCCCAGGUGCCAUUUGUAACUUGCAAGGUCCUUAAAUAUGCAAGGCGUGGUCCCUUGGAUUGUUUGCCUAUAUGGGCUCAACUUCAUUAUACAGUUGUCUUCACAUUAAUUUUGUUGCCUUGCCAGUGCAACCACCACUAAAUAACUCAAAACACCAAGAUCACUUUAAACACAUGGAUACAGCGGACAUGCGCACCUUGAAUAAUGUUUACAAACUUUAUUCAAAACCACAGUUUAUUUCUGAGAACUCUUACUAUGCCACUGUUUUCCUCACAUUGGCGGAAACUCUAGCAGACAACAUGGCGUUGUCACUCUUGAGGUUUUGUGUUGCUGCGUCUCCCUCAGGUUUUGAUUCAGUAUGAGACAACUGCAACCUCGGUUUUCAAGAGUGAUGUUUUAAAGACAACAGCCAUAUACAGUGUCCUGCACUGUCCGAACGCAUUUUUGUGUUUUAUCAUGUAGAAUAAUUGAAUUUUGAAUUGGAAUUUUUUUGAGUUGAUAAGGAGCACUAGGAAGAUGAUGCUGUCAGAUAAAAACAACAGUAAAAGAAACCUUAAAUCAUUUAGUGGCUUAAAUAUGUGUUAUCAAGUUAAUAGUUGAAACCCAUGCACUAACAACGUACGUAACAAUCUGUGUCCUGCUUUAAAAAAUGUUUUUCUCCCUGUCAACACGUGCUCAUAAGAGCAUAUUCCAUACUGACAGUUGCAGCCUUAAUAAUACUAAUUUCACCUGCCCUAUUAAACAGUAAUGUUGAAAUCUAUUUAACUGAGAAUGAAAGUGUAUCAUAAAAGCACAGUAAUAUUUCCACGGAAAAUUUGGAUUUUUUAAGUGGAGUCUCAUAGUCUUGGACGUCUGUCGCCCUUGCCAUCAAAGUUUUUUUGUUUUGUUUUCAGUGCUUACAUUUAAUUCAUGUGGUAACAGAAGUAGACAUUACUAGGGAACAUUAAGACUUAGAGAAAUAGAGAAAAAAUAAAGUGUCCUUUUGUCAUCGUGUUCAUUACCAUAGUGUGUCACAUCAUGUGGCUUUGUUUUGAUUCAAGCAGACGUUUCAUAGCCCACUCAUUUGAGAAAACACACAGUUGUUCGUGAACCAAACACACAAUGUCCUAUCCAGGUGUUCUGUCCCUUUGGAGGCUGUGAAUUUUAUAAUGUGUUGAACACAUUACAGAUGUCUCUGUAUAAUCAACUUAAUGUUUGUAUUGUUGAAUAUCUGAGUGCAAUAAACAUUUAUGAAACUA